AUGCCCUCCUGGCGUUUGAUUGAACUCUUUAAUGGAGUGGUUCUAGCCGCCUACGUGCUCCUCUACAAGGACCUUAUUCGUCUCUAUGCCGUCUACAACGAGGCAAUGAUUAACAUUAUCGAAAAGUUCUUUUCCAUGUCAAAGAAGGACUGUCAAGAGUCGUUGCGUAUCUACAAGGCCUUUCUCAAACGCAUGGAACAUGUAAAUCACUUCAUCAAAGUAGCUGAGGCAUGUGAUUUGCUCCAACUGCAAGACGGUUUUGGUAAACAGUCGUUGAUUUUUAAGCCGGUGCCAACCUCCGUACUAGACGCGUUGGAAGGUCAUUUAGCUCACUUGGAAGGCAAAAAAACUAACGAAAUAAGCAAAACUUCGCCCACCCUCUCAUCACCAUCAGCUACCACAGCAGUGACAGGCGAUCUGGUCUUCCUUCAUGAUGUAGUCAACCCCCAAAACCUCUCCGUUGAACAGCAGCGCAUUAUUGAGGAGGAACGACAGCGUCUGGAGGCCUUUGUGAGUCAAGCGCGUGCAAAGUGCCCCACCACUACACCCGAUCACGUAAGCAGCGGUGUGGAUCUUUUGCAACUCUCUCCGGACGCUACCAGUGGUGGUGGUGGUAGUGCUUCCAAGGCUGCAACUGCAUCCACUCUCUUUGACGACUUCUUUUUUGAGCCUGCCUUGCCCGCAUCCAGUAGUCAAAUGGCUCUUUCCACUGUCACUGCGACCCAACCACGUCCACUGUCUCAGUUUCUGUCUGAGCCCUCCUCGAUUUCUGCGGUCACUAACCCCAACAACCCCUUCCUACCCUCAUAUUCAUCCGUCUGGCCCGCGACUACCACCGCCACCACCACCAAUAGUGAUAGUGCGUUGGCUUUAAAACCACCCACCACCACUGUUGCAAGCGAUUUGGACAGUCGUUUGGCCGAAAUUGCUGGUCAGUUGUCCGUCUCCAAUACAAACACCACGACUGGGAGUAAUGGUGUCAACUGGACGGGUCUUGGCAAGCCGAAACAGCAGCAGUCAAGUGGUGGUGGGACAGCGGCAGGACCAAUGUCUGCUGCUACAAUGAAUCCUUGGGUGACACCAGGUGGUGUACUACAGCCCACUCCUGUGAACAAUCUCCCCACAAUUAAUCAGGUUAGUGCAACUUUUUUUUUGAUUCUCAUGGCAACGACAUUGGCAAGCGCGCAUGAUUGGCUUCGCCGUUUGGAAAUGCUGGGAGUGACUGACGACAGGCGGCAUCAUUUUGAAUCUCCUUUUCAGCCGUUCAAUUCAAUGUGCAGACCCACCCUUCAGGCAACUCAGCGUUCUCAACCCGAAUACGCGUUGACUCAGUACCCCGCGACAGUGAUGAGCGCCCAGGUUCCGGCGUUGUCGCCACAUUCUAUUGGCGGCUUCCCCAACCAACUGGCGUUGCAACCGCUGCACAUGCAACAACCACCGCUCCAACAAUCAUUGCAAUUUCCCAAUUCCGCUAUCCCUGCCACUACGGCCACUUUCAAUCCUCUCAAUCCUUUCCUGUGA
This is a messenger RNA of Hydatigera taeniaeformis, 1521 nucleotides long. Lineage: Eukaryota; Metazoa; Platyhelminthes; Cestoda; Cyclophyllidea; Taeniidae. The record is from the annotation of a GenBank genome assembly.